This is a messenger RNA of Sycon ciliatum, 627 nucleotides long. RefSeq lists its product as uncharacterized. Lineage: Eukaryota; Metazoa; Porifera; Calcarea; Leucosolenida; Sycettidae. The record is from RefSeq and is a predicted model, not a curated record. The transcript is spliced from 2 exons. The coding region runs from base 1 to 627 and encodes 208 amino acids.
AUGUCACGUGCCUUUGACACGAUCAGGCGAGGACAGUUGAUGGACGUGGUUCAGCGAUUCUUGGAAGAAGACGAGGUACGCUUGAUCCGUUACCUGAUCUCAGAUACGAAUUUGGCAGUCAGACUGGGCACGGAAACAUCAAGCUCUUUCUCCACUAACAUUGGUACCCCGCAAGGCGACUCCUUGUCGCCAAUUCUAUUCGUGAUCUACCUGGAAGCUGCCCUGCAGGAUGUGCGACAGCGAAUGGCUGCACCUGUGGCCCGGCAUCUUCCGUACGAUGUGGAGUACGCCGAUGAUGUGGACUUCAUCAGUAUCUCUAGUGAUUGGCUUCGGAUGUUAGAGCCACAAGUUGCCACCAUCUUGGGUACAUGGUCCCUUACCGUCAACCAGACCAAGACAGAAUUCACAGCCAUCCAGCGAGAGGCCGAUCGUGCUGAUGAGCCAUGGCGUAUGGUCAAGAAACUCGGCUCUCUCCUUGGUGAUGCAGAGGAUGUCACCCGCAGAAAGCAGCUUGCGGCGAUAGCGUUUAAGUCCCUCUGCCAGUUAUGGAAGAGAAGAGACCAAAGAAACGCGCAGUUUGCCGCAGAGCAGUGUGAGAGCACGUGCUGGACACCGACCUUGUACUAG